Molecule: messenger RNA, 255 nt
Organism: Fulvia fulva
Lineage: Eukaryota; Fungi; Ascomycota; Dothideomycetes; Mycosphaerellales; Mycosphaerellaceae
Exons: 2
Coding region: 1-255 (84 amino acids)
Source: RefSeq, a predicted model, not a curated record
AUGCACUUCACCUCCAUGAUCGCUCUGGCCUUCGGCCUCGCUGCCUCUGCAUCCGCCGCCUCGGUCGCAGCACCAUCAUACUCCAACACCACCGUACCAACCUACCCAGUCAACGGCACCUCGACAGGCUCCCCAAGCCCAAGCGGCACUGGUGCUGGUGGCUCAAACGGCACUCCUUUCGAGGGCAGCGCCAGCAGACUCUCGACCGGUGUUGUCGGUCUCGUGGUUGUUGGCGGUCUCGCCAUGGCACUUUAA